AUGUAUUCCCCUCAUGAUGCUGAAAAAGCAGGAAGUAAUUUAUUGUUUUUGUUGCAUCCAUAUUGUCAAGGGAAACAUUUCUUUGAUUACUGCAUCGGUGUGAAAUCUUUUCCGCCCAGCAAAACAGGGAAAGAAACGCAGGGGCACCUACCCUCAACAAACACGCCAAUCUCACCGCAUGCGCAGUCAGAGACAUCAAACGCCCCCACAACAAAUGGAAAAGUGAGCGGUGGUAGCAAAACACAGUACACAUACGAAUAUUUGGCUCAGUUGCUUAAGGACAAGAAACAACUGGAAGCGUUCCCCAAUGUUUUCCAUCAUCUCGAUCGUCUUGCUGAAGAAGAAAUCAGCAGAGUGCGAGUUUCGUUAUUUCAAUUCGAGUUUGCAAAAGAUGCAAUGUCGAAUCUACCAGAACCAGAGGGUGAAGUUACCACCAUGACAGAAAAAAUAUUUGUUCCCGUGAAGGAACAUCCUGAUUAUAAUUUUGUCGGGAGGAUAUUGGGUCCACGUGGUAUGACAGCUAAGCAGCUAGAACAAGAAACUGGCUGUAAAAUAAUGGUCCGAGGCAAAGGGUCGAUGCGCGAUAAAGCUAAGGAAGAAGCAAACCGUGGAAAACCCAACUGGGAACAUUUAUCAGAAGAGUUACAUGUUCUGAUACAGUGCGAGGAUACACCGAAUCGUGCACUUUUAAAACUAAAACGAGCUGCAGCUGAAGUAAAAAAGUUACUUGUGCCCUCGUCAGAUGAUGAUGAACUGAAACGCAAACAGCUGAUGGAGUUAGCGAUCAUCAAUGGAACUUACCGAUCCGGAAGCGUUAACCAAACAGCUGCUGCGCAAGUUGCAGCUGCAGCUGCAGCCAACAAAAAUUCCCUGGCUGCUUUGCAAGCUCGCCUGAUGGCUCCACUACCUCUUGCUGCUACACAGCCGAAUAAUCUCCGAUCGCCUGGUUUAACUGGAGCGCCAAUUAUCCUGUCGCCUUCACGUGGUACUGCACCUACAGCUGCGACCGCGGCGGCCGCAGCUCUCGCAGCACAGUUGCAGGCAGUAGCAAGUCAGCAACAAAAUGUUGCAGCUGCGUUCACACAACAAGGACCAGCGGCUGUGGCUGCGUUGCCAGCACAGUUGUUGCAAAAUCCGGCAUUGGCGCAAAAUGAAUAUGGACAGCUGUACCUUAGCUCAUUACCGUACGAUCCGUCGGGUGCAGCAGGUUAUGGCGCACCAGUAAGCAGCACCGCCGCUACCCUUCAAGCUCAAGCUCAGGUUCAGGCUCAGCAGCAACAGCAGUAUGCAGCUGCAGCUGCCGCUGCCAUGCUUGGUGCGAAUGCAUAUAUCGGCGAUUAUACAUCAGUCGAUAUAUCGCAUGCCGGUGCAAUGCUGUGUAAUCAACGACGUGUGCUUGGCCACUCGAGGGACCAUCCGUAUGGUAGUGGAAAGUCAGCUACAUCAUAACACUUCUCACUCCAAACAAAACUCACUUCUUUAUCACAGAUUAUACAAUACAAAGUACCAACAACACGGUUUGUUUUGAACUCUCUGUCUCUGAACUAACAUUAAAAGAAAAAAAGCUUGUCAAGGUGUCACCUGAAAAAGUGGGCUAGCGUUGGUUGCACGUGAUAAAGUUUGCCUUUUCAUUUCACGGUUACAUAUAUCUUCCCGU
Messenger RNA from Loa loa (African eye worm), 1657 nucleotides. RefSeq lists its product as hypothetical. Gene Ontology annotation, cellular component: nucleus. Bases 1 to 1449 code for a protein of 482 amino acids. Lineage: Eukaryota; Metazoa; Nematoda; Chromadorea; Rhabditida; Onchocercidae. Gene Ontology annotation, biological process: regulation of mRNA splicing, via spliceosome. The record is from RefSeq and is a predicted model, not a curated record. The transcript has 11 exons. Gene Ontology annotation, molecular function: mRNA binding.